Molecule: messenger RNA, 1893 nt
Organism: Vanrija pseudolonga
Lineage: Eukaryota; Fungi; Basidiomycota; Tremellomycetes; Trichosporonales; Trichosporonaceae
Product: Histidine--tRNA ligase, mitochondrial
Exons: 4
Coding region: 50-1798 (582 amino acids)
Biological process (GO): mitochondrial translation; histidyl-tRNA aminoacylation
Cellular component (GO): mitochondrion; cytosol
Molecular function (GO): RNA binding; histidine-tRNA ligase activity
Source: RefSeq, a predicted model, not a curated record
CGAGCUGCAACAUCGACUCAACAGCAACAACUACCCCCAUCACAACUGCAUGCUUAAGCGCUCACCACUACGCGCAAUAAGCCUGAGAAUCCCCGCCGCUCCGACAGCCACCCUCUCCCUCCGCCCUCACCUCAUCCCCCGAUCCUCUCUCUCCACCAUGGCGUCCGUCGACGAGCGUAUCAAGGAGCUGCAGGACAAGAUCAAGGCUCUCAAGGUCGCCAAGCAGGAUGCCUCCAAGGAAGUCGAGGAGAUGAAGGCCCUCAAGGCCCAGCAGUCCAAGGACAAGAAGGACGGCCCCGCCGGCUUCCAGCUCAAGGUGCCCAAGGGUACCAUUGACCACAAGCCCGCGGCCGCCCUCCUCCGCAAGAAGAUCUUUGCUACUCUCGAGGGCAUCUUUGCCAAGCACGGUGGCGAGGUCAUUGACACGCCCGUCUUUGAGCUCAAGGAGAUCCUCGCGGGCAAGUACGGCGAGGACUCGAAGCUCAUCUACGACCUCCAGGACCAGGGUGGUGAACUGUGCUCGCUUCGCUAUGACCUCACUGUCCCCUUCGCGCGCUACCUCGCCAUGAACGGCGUCACGUCGAUGAAGCGCUACCACAUCGCCAAGGUCUACCGCCGUGACCAGCCCGUCAUGUCCAAGGGCCGCAUGCGCGAGUUCUACCAGUGCGACUUUGACAUUGCCGGAACCUACGACCCCAUGGUCCCCGAUGCCGAGAUCCUCUACAUUUUGAUCGAGGCCCUCACUGCCCUCGACGUUGGAGAGUUCACCAUCAAGCUCAACCACCGCAAAAUCCUUGACGGUAUCUUUGAGCUUGCCGGUGUCCCUGCGGACAAGACCCGCGCGAUCUCGUCUGCUGUCGACAAGCUCGACAAGCUCCCCUGGGCUGAUGUCAAGAAGGAGAUGACUGUUGAGAAGGGUCUCGAUGAGGCCGUCGCUGACCGUAUCGGCCAGUAUGUUGGCCUCAAGGUCCUGACGGUUUUAGGCAAGGGACGUGAGGUCCUCGCCACCCUCCAGGCCGACGAGAAGCUCAACACCAUCGCCUCGGCCAAGGAGGGCCUUGCCGACAUUGCCCUUCUUUUCGACUACCUUGAGCACGCUUUCGGUGUCCUCGACAAGAUCAGCUUUGACAUGUCGCUCGCCCGUGGCCUCGACUACUACACUGGCAUCAUCUACGAGGCGAUUGUUGAGGGCUCGGCUCCCCCAGCCCCCGCCGCUGCCGAUGCUGCUGCCCCCGCCGCCGCCGGCAAGGGCAAGAAGGCUGCCAAGAGCGCGACUGUCAACGAGGACGGCGUCGACGAGAGCACCGUCGGUGUCGGCUCGAUUGCCGCCGGUGGUCGUUACGACAACCUCGUCAACAUGUUUGCCGAGGCUGCUGGUUCCAAGCGUGACAAGGUGCCCUGUGUUGGUGUGUCGAUCGGCGUUGAGCGUGUGUACGCCAUUCUCGAGCAGCGCCGCCGGGCAGAGGCCGCCAAGCCCCGCGAGAAGGAGACGGACGUGUUCAUCCUCUCGCUCGGCAAGGAGGGUCUCCUCCCUGAGCGCAUGAAGCUUGCCCGGAAACUCUGGGAGGCCGGCAUCAAGGCCGAGUACCAGUACAAGGCCAAGCCCAAGGCCGAGCGCCAGUGGGCGCAGGCUGCCGACGACCAGGUGCGCUUCGUGGCGAUCCUCGCGCCCGCCGAGUUGGAAAAGGGUGUCGUGCGCAUCAAGGAGCAGGGUAUCGAGCGCGCCGCGGGUGCCGACAAUGGUGAGGAGGUGUCGCUUGACAACGUUGUCGAGUACCUCAAGGCUCGCCUCGGUUAGGCCGCGCGAUAUUGUACAUAGCAGACUGAGUAGGUAGCAUUGAGUGGCAUCGAGGAGCAUCUCUGGGUGCCAGCAUGCACAUAUUGUAGAGGGCG